CCCCGUGUCGCAUCCCCGUGUCGCGAGCCCCUUGUCAAAAUCACUACUCUUCAACAAUGAUGUCCACAAAGCCACCACCACCGCUACCAUCACCGUCAACGCCACCGCAGAAAUCCCUCCUUUCCCGCUCCGCCGAAGGCGCCAAAUUCCUAAUCCUAUUACAAGUCUCCUCGCGCCUCCUCACCUUCGGUGUGAACCAGCUCCUCCUACGCUACCUCUCCCCGUCGCUCCUAGGAAUCUCGGUACAACUCGAGCUCCUCACCAUCAGCAUCCUCUACUUCUCUCGGGAGUCUCUAAGGAAUGCGCUACAACGGCAGUCGGGCGGCUCGGGGAAGAGUGUACAGGCGGUGAUCAAUAUCGCGCUCUUAACGCUGCCUCUGGGCGUGCUCUUCUCUGCGCUGCUAGGCAGUGGCUACAUCCUACGUGCCGGCGAGGCCGGGAGCGUCCGCUACUGGCGCGAAAGCGUGCUGCUGUAUGUCCUCGCUACACUGCUGGAGCUCGCCGCAGAACCGGCGUUUGCGGUUGCCCAGAUGAAUCUGUGGUAUAAGCUCCGUGCGGCGGCGGAGAGUGCGGCGGCCGCGGCGAGGUGUGCUGUUACAUGUGGUGUGACAAUUUGGGGGGUGAAUACGGGGAGGGAAUUGGGCGCAUUGCCGUUUGCUAUGGGUCAAUUGGCGUAUGGAGGAGUGUUGCUGGCGGUUUACAUGCAGCGCAUGUGGAGGGAGGGGGUGACGGUGGGGUUGGAGAGGAUUGAUGAUUCUGGGAAGAAGGAGGAAAAUGACCGCGAGACCUACCACCUCCACCUCUUCUCCGCCCCCAUCUCCUCCCUAGCCGGCACGAUGUGGCUUCAAUGCGCCAUCAAGCACGUUCUGACGCAAGGCGACAGCCUGCUGAUAACGUAUCUCGCCUCACUACCCGCACAAGGCUCCUACGCGCUUGCCAGUAACUACGGCAGCCUGAUAGCACGGAUGCUAUUCCAGCCGCUCGAGGAGACCAGCCGUACCCUCUUCAGCGGACUCCUCCCGUCGAGCCCUCCUCCCACGCCUAAAAACACGACCCAGGCGCUCCACGUCCUCAAGACGAUAUCAAAACUCUACCUCCUCCUCAGCCUGUUCUUCUGUGCCCUCGGCGCCCCAUUCGCGCCAAUCCUCCUCCGCCUCGUCGCCGGCCGGCGCUGGAGCGAUUCCGCCGCAGGCGAAACCCUUACCGCAUACUGCUACUACAUACCGCUCCUGGCUAUCAACGGCGUCAGCGAAGCAUUCGUGCAAGCCGUUGCGACGCCGAGCCAGUUGCACUCGCAAUCACUCGCCAUGAUCGGGUUCUCGGUGUGCUUUGCCACCUCGGGCUACAUCUUCGUGCACACACUCGCCCUGGGCGCGGAGGGACUGGUGUGGGCGAAUGUCGCGAAUAUGCUCCUCAGAAUCACGUGGAGCUCGAGGUUUAUUGCGAGCUACUUUGGGCAGCGGGGUGUGCGCGUGGCGUGGACGGCGGUAUUGCCGGGUGCGGCGGUGGUGGCUACCGCGGUCGCCGUGGGUGCUGCGGUGAGGGGCGCGGUGGUGGAGGAGUUUGGGCUACUGAGGCAAGGGGCUUGGGCGGUGGGUGCGGGAGUGGUGCUGCUGGGCGCGGUUGUGGGUGCUGAGAGACGGUUUUUGACCGAGUGUUGGGGGACGGUUAGAGCCGGGCGGUAGUUGGCCAUGUCACAUGGCGGAACGUUUUUCCGAGGCUGGGGUAUCCCUCUGCAUGGUACUUUAGAUUAUAGAAACAGAAGAUGAUUUUU
Molecule: messenger RNA, 1774 nt
Organism: Tricharina praecox
Lineage: Eukaryota; Fungi; Ascomycota; Pezizomycetes; Pezizales; Pyronemataceae
Product: Rft protein-domain-containing protein
Exons: 2
Coding region: 57-1685 (542 amino acids)
Biological process (GO): glycolipid translocation; dolichol-linked oligosaccharide biosynthetic process
Cellular component (GO): endoplasmic reticulum membrane
Source: RefSeq, a predicted model, not a curated record